This is a messenger RNA of Dermacentor albipictus, 737 nucleotides long. RefSeq lists its product as uncharacterized. Gene Ontology annotation, biological process: symbiont-mediated perturbation of host defenses. The record is from RefSeq and is a predicted model, not a curated record. Gene Ontology annotation, molecular function: amine binding. Lineage: Eukaryota; Metazoa; Arthropoda; Arachnida; Ixodida; Ixodidae.
AAUUAACCCGAAAGAGUAUAAAGGACCCGCCGCUAAGCGCUGUGGGAACAAUCUGCUAACAGAAUGAAGCAGUCGCUGAUUGUGUGGUUGGCUGCUCUGACCACGGUGCUGCUGUCUAGAUCGGACGCUGGCAAGGGACCCAAUGUCCUGCAGCGCGACGUACCAGACGCUUUCAAGGUCUUCGCUGCGUUCCCUUAUGCUGUCGCCAUUUCCGACGCUGACAACGAUACCAUCUUUGAAUGCCUGACGGCUACGCGCAAGGACUUUGACCCAGAGGCGAAGACAGUAACCUAUGUGUGGUCAAUAAAUGAGGGUCCUGGAAAGAGGAAGCAUGUUGGUUUCCACCACACCGCCGGGGCAACGCCGGAUGCCACAAACUUCACAGUUGGCCAAGAUUCCAAUGCUGUGGAAGUGGGGUAUGUCAUCUGGAGCGACUACAAAGACUGCGCCAUCACGGAAGUUCCGCACUUCGGAGACCAAUGCACACUAUGGGUGUUAAAAGAAGUGGAGGACCUUGUACCACUGUACUGUCUGGAGCAGUUUCACGACGUAUGUGGUGUCGUGGUGCCCCUUCACGACAGCGACCUCUGCGAGGAUGACGAGAAUGACGAGGAGGACGAAGAUGACUAGGCGCUGAAAGCACACACUGGAUAAACCACUGCUGAUACUGAUAUGAACACGGAUGUCAUGGGUGCAUAAUGAUGGUGGUCAGGAUCUUAACCAAAUAAAGGUUUGCU